Messenger RNA from Cricetulus griseus (Chinese hamster), 747 nucleotides. NCBI's taxonomy places the organism in Eukaryota, Metazoa, Chordata, Mammalia, Rodentia, Cricetidae. The record is from RefSeq and is a predicted model, not a curated record.
AUGUCACCCAUCCUGAUUCUCUCGAUCUUUCUUCUGGCAAGUGGAGCUGGUGCAGAGGAGAUCAUCGGGGGCCAUGAGGUCAACCCCCACUCUCGCCCCUACAUGGCAUUUAUUCAGUCUGUCAAUAAUGGUGGGAAGAAGAGUCGCUGUGGAGGCUUCCUGGUGCAAGACAACUUCGUGCUGACAUCUGCUCACUGCCUGGGAAGCUCAAUGAAAGUCACUCUGGGAGCGCACAACAUCAAGGCACAGGAGGAGACCCAGCAGACCAUCCCUGUGGUGAAAGCCUUUCCACACCCUGACUAUAAUCCUAAGGACCAGUCCAAUAACAUCAUGCUCUUAAAGCUGGAGAGAACAGCCAAGAGAACUAAAGCUGUGAGGCCCCUCAACCUGCCCAGGCGCGGGGUUCAGGUGAAGCCAGGGGAUGUGUGCUAUGUGGCUGGUUGGGGAAAGAUGGCUCCUGAAGGCGAAUACCCAAACACACUUCAAGAGGUGGAGCUGACAGUGCAGAAGGAUCAGGAGUGUGAGGCUCGCUAUCCAGGUUAUUACAACAAAGCCACUGAGAUAUGUGUGGGGGACCCAAAGAUCAAGCGUGCUGCCUUUCAGGGGGAUGUUGGAGGGCCUCUCGUGUGUAAAAAGGCAGCUGCAGGCAUCAUAGCCUUUGGAUAUGAUGAUGGUUCAACACCUGAAGUCUUCACCAGGGUCUCAAGUUUCUUAUCGUGGAUAAAGAAAACAAUGAAACGCAGCUAA